GGGCAGCGAUCCCGGUGCUGGCGCGGCCGCCAGGGCCGCUGCCACUUGGCUUCCGUGCCGCUUCCCCUGCGGCUGCCCGGGGACACCGGGCCGGGCCCCUCCCGCCGCGGGACACGAGACACUGGGCAGCCGAGACCCGCGGGCGCAAGGAGGGCGACGCCCCCGGCAGCUGCACAAGGGCACCCCGCCCCCCCAUGUGCUCCCCGGGGGGCGGCGGUGACGGCUCCUAUUGGCCCUGCCUUCCCCAGGCGCCCGCCGAUUGGCUGCUCCGAUCAUGUGCCCCGCCCCUUUCGGAUCAGAAUGUAGCGACUUGUAGCAAAGUUAGCUACAAAGUUGCCCGGAGGUUCCGGGACCCGCUGCCGGGACCCCAGGCCACCCCCCGCCGGGGCUAGUCCCCCACCCCUCGCUGGGAUCCAGGGCCCCCCCCGGCGCCGCCUGUCAGUGCUGCAGGACCGGGAGGGCUGGGAUUGCCCUGAUGCUCCACAUCCCCUGCAGGUGGGACCCAGCCCAGCUGGGCAGGAGCAGCAAUGGCCAAGAAUGCUGACGUGCGGAACUCGGACAACAGCUGGGUGAUUGCUGGCUCUGAGGGUUUGCCUGUGGAAACUGUGGGCCCGGAGGAGGGGGAGCUGCCCCAGGCUGCAGCAGAGGAGCUGGUGGGAGACACCCUUGAGGUGGAGGAUGAAGCCCAGGACACGCUCCCAGCAUCCGCCCACAGGGGCAAGAAGGACGAGGCCUCCCUGCUAAAUUCAGCUGCUGGCCGGGAGGAGGCUGAAUUCAAGGACUCUGAGGAGCACUUGACGUCUAGCCCCAAGGGUGGCCCUGACGCAGCAGCCCACCCCAAUGAGCUGCUGGACAUCCACAAGCCUGAGGAGCCAGACUCCCAGGAUGCCAGACUGGACUCUGGCGCUGAAGUCCUGGGCUCCUCACUCACAGGCAGAACAGGGACACUGGCAGAGGAGGGCAGUGGCUCCAGCAGCAAUGAGGACCAGGAUGUGGAGGGGCUGCGGCGGCGGAAGGGGCGGGAUGUGCCCGCUGCUCCUGAGAGGCCUGUGCCACACCAAGUGCUGGAGGCUGAAGGUGCCGAGGGGGGCUUGGGCAUGACUACUUACCUGCUGGGUGCAAUGGCACUGCUGGCUGUGGGGCUGCUGGUCUUCUCAGGUGGCAUCUAUGACCUGGGAGACAGCCUUACAGAGAGUGCAGGGGCUGGGGAUGCCCCAGAGGGGGAGCAGCCAUGGUCACCCCCACUGCCGGUCAUUAGCAUAAAUGAGCAGUUGGAACAGCCACCACCAUCGCCAUCCUCAGCCGGGGACCCACAGAGCCUGCAGGCCAUGAGCCUGCUGCUGGACAAGCUGGCCAAGGAGAACCAAGACAUCCGAGCCAUGCAGGCAGUGCUGCAGGCACAGAAGGAUGAGCUCCAGGCCCUGCUGGAGAAGAGCGAGACUGAGAAGGCAGCGGCUGGGUCCCCCACUCCUGGGCUGGCAGAGAUGGCACAGCUCCGGGCGUCACUGCAGCAGGAGGCAGCUGCCCACCAUGCCACGCAGGCUGAGCUGCUGCGGCUCCAGGGGCAGCUGCAGCAGCUGGAGCAGGAGGCUGUGGCUAGGGGUGGGCAGCAGGAGCCCACCAUGGAGCAACCCCAGGCCCCAGCCCGAGCCUCAGCACCCCACAAGGAGCGGCUGCACCAGGAGCUGAAAAGGCAACGCGGGCUGCUGGCCUCAGUGCAGCAGGACCUGAUGGGUGCCCUGCAACGGGCCCAGGCCUCAGGGCAGCUGGAGCAGCUGCAGGCAGAGCUGGGCACCCUGGAGCAGCGGCUGGCACAGGAGCUGCAGCAGGCAGAGAGCUGGGAGCAGGUCUGGGGCGGAGAGGAGGCUGCAGAGCCCUUGCCCCACCGCAGCAAAAAGCCAUUCAAGGCUGAGCGGAAGGAGGGUCCGAGGCACAAGGCGAGGGGGGAGCCACGGCCUGGCCGGCCCGUGGACAAAGUGGGCAGGGAGCUGAAGGAACCGGGCAGCCCCAAGCACCACAAGCCCCGCCGAGAUCCCAGGCCAGGCAGGGACUGGGACAGCCCAGCGCGGCAGGUGGAUGGCAGGAAGGUGCCCCCACAUGGGCACCAUGUGCCCCGUGCCUGGGAGCUGCCCCCCCUGAGCCAGUACCAGGCACCCCAGGGCUGCUCAGGUGCAGCAGCUUGUGCCCGGCAGGAGGGGCUGGCACCCGUGCAGAAGGCGGGGUUCCUACAGCUGCUGGAGGGGUUCAUGGUGCAGCGAGGCUGGGGGCCACACUAUGGGCACCUAGCCGCACUACUGGAUGAUGUCUUCAGCCCAGAUGGCACCUUUGCCCAUGACCGCCUGCGCUUCAGCGACUUUGCAGAUGACGUGGAGGACCUGCUCGAGGUGCUGGCAUGGCAGGAGCAGGGUGAUGACGAGGCAGCCGAUGACUUUGAGGAGUUUGUGCUGCAGCACUACGGGCUGGGGCCGAGCUCUACCAGGGAUGGAAACCGGAGCGGCCCCAAGCGCCACGAGAAGGAAGGCCGUGGGCACCGCCCCCCGCCCGACCACGCCAGCAGCCAUGGGCAGGAGGGCAGCUCACGGGCCCAGGGGUAGUGCGUGCCCCCCGUGCCAUCGGCAGUAGCAGGCAGUUGAAUGCCUGGGGCAUCUGUUCCAAUGCCCUGGGCCUGGGCUGGGGGACACAACUCGCCCUGGGAGGGGCCAAGGCCACCAGCUUCACUGCAGGACUACCCGAGGGCCAAGGCCAGGCCUGCAGGCAGCUGCUUCCUGCAGGAGCCUGGGGAGGGGAAGGCAGGACCUGGCUGUUUGGCCCAAGCAGCAGCAGCUGCCCGGGUGCCCCUGUGUACCCCCCGCCCCCAGCUCUGCCUUUCUGCCACGUGCCACGAGGCUGACCCCGCACUCCCUCCCUCAGGACCCUGCAGCCGGGGUCACCGCACUAACCUGCCCUAACACCCGCGCGUGGCUUGCACUUGGAUGGAACCGAAUAAACUCCCGCCGGGA
Alligator mississippiensis (American alligator) is the source of this 2999-nucleotide messenger RNA. It is a transcript of the gene PBXIP1, whose product is annotated as PBX homeobox interacting protein 1. The record is from RefSeq and is a predicted model, not a curated record. The coding region runs from base 528 to 2594 and encodes 688 amino acids. Lineage: Eukaryota; Metazoa; Chordata; Crocodylia; Alligatoridae. The transcript is spliced from 11 exons.